CGCAAAAAUCUCUUAAAAUUAGAAUUUGGAACACACAACACAAUGAACUUUUUGUGUUUCUCGUUGUUCAAUCUUUCUCUUACGAAAAUCUUAAGGAGGGAGCUUCCAGGUAAUUAAAAGAAAUAUUAUUUAAAAAGGAACAUCCAAAGAGAUUAUGGCGGAUGAGGGGCAAUCCUCGCAGAAUUCACCUCCCUCCUCCGACAACAACAACAAUCAACAGCAAUCUCCUCCUUCUCCUAACUCUUCCUCCUCCUCCUCCCCUCCUUCACCACCUUCUUCAGACUCACAAUCUCCACCAUCGCCACAAAAAGGAAGCAAUAACAACAACAAUGGUGGAAACAAUGACAACAACAACAAUGGUAACAACAACGGCGAUGGCAACAAUGGUAAUAACAACAGCGAUGGAAAUAAUGGUAACAAAAGCAAUGGCAAUAACAACAACAAUGAUGGCAACAAUGGUAAUAACAACAAGGGGAAUAACAAUGACAACAACAACAACAACAAUGGGAAUAAUAAUAACAACAACAACAACAAAAACAAUAACGGAGGAAGCAACAACCGUUCGCCUCCUCCUCCUUCUAGAAACUCCGGCCGUAACUCUCCUCCCUCACCGAAAUCUCUGUCUCCUCCUAAAUCAAGCCGUGGUGCCUCUAAGUCAUCAUCAUCACGUAACGAUACACCCAACACUGGUGCUAUUAUAGGAAUCGCAGCUUCUGCUGGAUUGUUGCUUCUUGUCUUGAUCUUGUUCUGCUUCUGUUGUUGUUGUCGUAAGAAGAAAAAGAAGAAGAAUCAAAUGCCUUACUAUACAAGCAACGGUUUCAACGGUGCGAGUGGUCAAUACCAACAACAACAAUACAAUAACCAAAGCGAUCAUGUAAUGAACGUCGGGAACAACAACUGGAUGAAUUCACCUCCUCCACCGCCUCCUGGUGGAACCUGGCAACCAUCGCCACCACCAGCAAUGCCCGUCUCAGGCGGUGUAAACAGCAGCGACAUGAGCUCAAACUACUCAGGCCCACACGGUCCAGCUCUACCACCACCACACCCUUCGGUAGCUCUAGGUUUCAACCAGAGCACAUUCACCUACGACGAGCUAGCCGCAGCGACUCAAGGCUUCUCUCAAGCGAGAUUGCUAGGGCAAGGCGGGUUCGGGUAUGUUCACAAGGGGAUACUUCCCAAUGGGAAAGAGAUCGCUGUGAAGAGUCUCAAAGCAGGAAGCGGACAGGGAGAGCGGGAGUUUCAGGCUGAGGUGGAUAUCAUUAGUCGAGUUCAUCAUCGGUUUCUUGUGUCUCUUGUUGGUUAUUGUAUUGCAGGAGGGCAGAGGAUGUUGGUUUAUGAGUUCUUGCCUAAUGACACGCUUGAGUUUCAUCUCCAUGGUAAAAGUGGUGUCAUUCUUGAUUGGACUACAAGGCUCAGGAUUGCUUUGGGAUCAGCUAAAGGGCUUGCUUACUUACAUGAAGAUUGUCAUCCGAAAAUCAUACAUAGAGAUAUUAAAGCUUCAAACAUUCUUCUUGAUGAAUCCUUUGAAGCCAAGGUUGCAGACUUUGGGUUAGCUAAGCUAUCUCAGGACAACGUUACACAUGUGUCCACUCGUAUCAUGGGAACUUUCGGGUACUUGGCUCCGGAGUAUGCGUCAAGCGGGAAGUUGACAGACAGAUCAGAUGUUUUCUCCUUUGGAGUGAUGCUUCUAGAGCUCAUAACCGGACGCCGACCUGUUGAUCUUACUGGUGAAAUGGAAGACAGCUUGGCCGAUUGGGCAGGACCCUUAUGCAUAAACGCAGCUCAAGACGGAGACUACAGUGAACUAGCUGAUCCACGGCUCGAGGGUCAAUACGAGCCUAAUGAGAUGGCACGAAUGGUGGCUUGCGCCGCUGCAGCCGUUAGACACUCAGCUAGACGCAGGCCUAAGAUGAGCCAGAUUGUUCGGGCUCUGGAGGGAGAUGCAUCACUAGAUGAUCUAAACGAAGGAGGGAAACCUGGUGGACAGAGCUCUAACCUCGCGAGGGGAUCGAGCUCGGACUAUGACUCGAGCACUUACAGUGCGGACAUGAGGCAGUUCAGGAAAACGGCGCUGGACAGCCGGGAAUACGGUGCGAGCAGUGAGUACGGAAACACGAACGAGUUCGACCAGCGACGAAAUUAGUAGAGGAGUAGCUAACAACAACAUAACAACUCCUAGACAAAGAGCUUUGACUUAGCUUUUAGAUUCAAACAAACAAACCAACCAACCUUUCUCUGUUUAUGUUUUUGUUUCCUUAUGAAACUUUUUUACAACUUUUUUUUAUUUUUAUUUUGUCAGCUUCUGACCGUUGUACAUUUAUGUUUGUGUCUGUAUGAAGAAAAGAUAGAAUCUUUUUGAUUGUGAUUAAUUGAUUAUUAAUGCUAAAUGUCUCUAAGCUAAUGUUUCAAAACAUGAAAUGAAUCAAAUCAUCUCAGUUGAAUUCAGAUUAAAAGUUUCUAACUUUUCUUGAUCCCUUAUCUCUACAUCGUCUUUUUUAAUGAAUCAAAUCAUGAAAAGCUUCGAACUUUUAAUGAUCCCUUCUAAGCUGAAGACUAAUGAAUGAUAAAGAAGCAGAA
Molecule: messenger RNA, 2577 nt
Organism: Raphanus sativus (radish)
Lineage: Eukaryota; Viridiplantae; Streptophyta; Magnoliopsida; Brassicales; Brassicaceae
Product: putative proline-rich receptor-like protein kinase PERK6
Exons: 7
Coding region: 155-2143 (662 amino acids)
Biological process (GO): protein phosphorylation
Molecular function (GO): ATP binding; protein kinase activity
Source: RefSeq, a predicted model, not a curated record